Molecule: messenger RNA, 3458 nt
Organism: Microplitis demolitor
Lineage: Eukaryota; Metazoa; Arthropoda; Insecta; Hymenoptera; Braconidae
Gene: MTPAP
Product: poly(A) RNA polymerase, mitochondrial
Exons: 4
Coding region: 15-1934 (639 amino acids)
Biological process (GO): mitochondrial mRNA polyadenylation
Molecular function (GO): poly(A) RNA polymerase activity
Source: RefSeq, a predicted model, not a curated record
AGUAAAAAUGAAAAAUGGCGCUAUUCAUACGUGCAUCAACUAAUAGAUCGUUAUUAUUAAUUACAAAUAAAUAUUACAAUAAAUUAUCUGUGAACUCGUUCAAAUUUAAUUCUAUUCCUGUGAUAACACGAACAAAUUAUUCAAUUAACAAUAAUUGUAAUAGUUCACGUGGUAUCGGUACUUUGACUGCUGAUUAUAACCAAAAAAACUCGGAAAAUUUCUUAGAUGAAAGAGAACAAGAUGAAGACAAUUCACCUGGACCAUUUGAUACGUUUAUAUCAAAACGUAGAUCACAAGCUCAGAGGUCGGUUCUUAUUCAAGUCGAAUCUCCUAGAUCUUACGCCGACUUGUAUUUGUAUUGUCAGAGUUUCGGGCCGAUCAAUUCCAUACACCAGUAUACAAUUCCGAAUGAAGGAGAUUUUUUUUUAGUUGAAUAUGAAGAUUUAUCAUCAUUUAAAUCAUUAAUAGAAUCAUCUACGCAUGUUAAAUUAAAUGAAGUAGUGCCGGUUCAAUCGCAAAUGCUGUGGUUUCGUGAUGCGCUACUACGCGAAAAUACACAGGGAUCAUCGGGGGCAUUUAGAAAAGAUGAAAUUAUACCAUCGGCAUUAGAAAUAGUAAAAUAUCCAAAUAAAUUAAUAACAAAUGAUUAUAUAAGAAAAUUAAUAAGUAGUAAAGAAACAGUCUCUGAACAAAUGGAAAUAAUUUACGAAGAAAGUAAAUUACAGGACAUUGAUUUGAGACUGCGAUUUUUAUUAGCCAAUCAAAUGGAAUCGAGUUUAUCUGGUAUGUUUCCAAACGUCACAGCCUUACCGUUCGGCUCGACUGUCAACGGGUCCGGUAAAUGCGACUCGGACCUUGAUUUAGUUAUCAAUUUACAAACAAAACCGGAGUCUAAAUCAAGUCGCCUUGUAUUCCAUACAAAAGCAGCGGCAUCCGAUGGACGCUUGAACGCAGCUCGUCUAUUAGAACCAAUAUCUGGAUUGAUGCGUAACUUUUUACCGGGUAUCCAAAAAAUUGAAAAUGUACUUCACGCGCGAGUACCAAUCGUCAAGUAUCACCAUCUCUACACCAACAUCGAGUGUGAUUUAAGCAUAAGCAACAUGACUGCCGUCUAUAUGUCCGAGUUGUUGUAUCUAUACAGUGACUUCAACCCGAAAGUGAGUCCGCUUGUUUACACAGUCAGACAGUGGGCGUCUUUUGUCGGUCUCACGAAUUCAAAAGUACCCGGGCCAUGGAUCUCUAACUUUUCACUUACCCUACUCGUAUUAUUUUACUUACAACAAAAAGAAAUCUUACCCUCUAUAGAUUAUCUCAAAGCGAAUGCCAGAUUAUCAGAUAUUCGCAUUGCAGAUUCAUCAGUAAAUUGUACAUUUCUACGAGAUUUAACAAAAUGGCCUGUCGGCAAAUGCCCAGACACAACAUUAGAAGAUUUAUUACAUGAGUUUUUUAGUUUUUAUGCGGAAUUUGACUUCACGACACAGGCGAUAUCAUUGCGGAAGGGGGCGAGUAUCAAUAAACCGACUACUCAAGGACUAAGAAAACAUACGUCCCCUCUUCAUAUUUGUAAUCCAUUGGAGACGUCAUUGAAUGUAAGUCAUAAUGUUUCUGUUAAUGAAAUAACCGGGUUUAUAAUUGCCGCCCAAAAAGCCGCGGCGUUGAUGGACGAAGGCAACGAUUACUAUCCUCGUGGUCUACUUGAUAUAUUUGUUGAGAAGAGAAAGUCGCUUGAUAAGAGAUUUAUUUUGGGGAAGAGAUACGUGACGAAGCCAAAUAGAGUACAAGUUUCAAAAUUGUUUUCAUUAGAUCAAGAUAAUGUUAAUAAACAUAAAAAUAAUAAUAAUAAUAAUAAUAAUAGUAAUAAUAAUAAUAAUAAUAGAAAUACUAUUGAUGUUAAGCGUACAAGUCCAAAACAAUCCCACGGUAAGAGAAGAUGAAAUUUUUAUAAAUAAAAAAUAUGACUAAAAAAAUAAAUAAGUCUAGUUGAUUCUUUUAUUCUGACAUUUUAAAGAAAUUGACAUCCUAUUUAUUUAAUAAUUUUUCAUAGUAUUGUUAAUUUUUAUAUUAUUGUUAAUAUUUUAUGUUGGAAAAUUUUAAAAUUUAUUUUGACGGUUUUUGUGGCAGCAUUAAGUGAUAAUUUGAAAGUUUGGGAACAAAAUACUCAGAUAUGAUCAUAUAUAUUCAAGUAUGAUCAGAUAUGACCGUAUAUGAUUACAUGUGAUGUCAGAUAUGACCGUAUUUUAAAUAAAACAUAAACAUACAUAAUGUAUGUGAUCACAUAUGAUUCAUACGUGAUCAUAAACAAUAUCAUAUAUGAUAUCAGAUACGACCAUAUUCCACAUCAGAAAUGUUCAUACAUGACAUCAGAUACGAUUACAAUUCACAUAAAACAUGGUCAUAUACAACAUCCAAUAUGGUCACGUAUGAUUUAUAUAUGGUCACAUAAUAUCAGAUAUGAUUGUAUGUGAUAUCAGAUACGAUCAUAUGUAACACCAGAUAUAAUUAUAAGUGGAAUCAGACAUAAUCAUAUAUUACAUUAAACAUGAUCAUAUAUAAUAUAAUAUCAGAUAUGAUUGUAUGUGGUAUCAGAUAUGAUCAUAUUUGACAUCAGAUAUGAUCAUAAGUGAUAUCAGUCAUGAUCAUAUACUACAUUAGACAUGAUCAUACAUAAUAUCAAAUAUCGUUACAUAUGAUUCAUACAUGAUCACAGAUGUUAAUAAAUAAUAUCAUAUAUGGUCAGAUGAUAUCGGACAUAAUCAUAUAUAAUUCCAAAUAUGCUCACAUGAUUUAUACUUGAUAUCAGACUCUACCAAAAAUCACAUCAUUCAUGACAAUAAAUAAUAUCAGAUAUGGUCAUAUAUGAUUCAUACAAGAUCAUAACUGGUCAUAUAUGACGUCAGAUAUGAUCAUAUGUGAUAUGAAAUCAGUUCUUCAAUAAUAUCUGAUUUAAUCACAUAUAAUUUAUACAUAGUCAUAUAUGAUAUCAGUUAUGAUCACAUAUCUGAUCAGAUAUGAUCAUAUGUGGUCGAGUAUGAUCAUAUAUGAUCAAGCGGAAUCUUUAAAUAUGUAAAUACUUGGAUCUGAUAAAUGAUUGACAGAAAAAAAGUUUAUCUGAUCAUAUACAAACAAAUAUGAUUAUACAUGAUCAUAUAUGUAUAUAUAUAGUUUUACAUGAUCACAUACGCGCGGAUGUAAUUAUAUAAUUGGAUAUGGCUAUAUAUCGUGUCUUAUCAGAUUUAAAUGUUCAUACAUGAUCAUAUAUGAUCAUAUCUGUAUUUUUUUACGAAUAGUCUAAAAGAUUUUACAAUUCACUCAUAAGUGUAUUGAUAAUUUUUGAAAAAAUUACUAUUUUAUUUUUAAUCUGAUAAUUUUAAUUGUUAUUUAUCUAAAUUAUAAAUUCUUAUAAAUGAAUACUAAUCUAAUAAGAACUUGAUUAUAAAUUAAAUCGUUCCGACAAAAAU